AUGUUAGAGUCGCGACCAACCCAGGCCCCACCCGCCCCAGUGAGCGAAUGGAGUGCGGAGGAGGUGGGGAAGUGGGUGGGUGCGGCGGACGGUGCCGCACUGCCGCAGUACCAGACGGUCUUCGUGACGAACGACAUCACCGGCGACCUCCUCCCGAGCCUGCUGGAGGGCACCGUGCUCAAGGACGAGCUCGGCAUCAGCUCCUUCGGCCACCGCACGCGCCUGACCAAGUGCAUACGCGACCUCCUGGGAGGAGCGGGCGGCAGCAGCUCGCAAUCCAGCUCCUUCGCGUCGCUCGGGACCCCGCCAUCAUCGCCUUCGCCCAGCUAUUCUUCGUCGUCAUCAUCAUCGUCAUCAUUGUCGACUUCGUCUUCCUCUUCUGUCGCCGCACCUUCCUCUCCUUCGGCUGCCGCAACGUCGCCACCCACCCGCUCUGAUCCCUCCUCCGAUGAAUCCGAGGGCGCUAGUCUUGACCAAUCGCUGCGAAUAGGAUACGGAGAGCUGCAGCUGGGGAAAGUGCUGGGGAAGGGCUUCUUCGGGGAGGUGCGGCAGGGCACCUGGCGCGGAUCGGACGUGGCCGUCAAGGUGAUCUAUCGCCGCGAGUUCCGCAACAGCGACCAGAUCCAGCUCUUCGAGAAGGAGAUCCGCGUGCUCAGCUUGCUGCGUCAUCCCCACAUCGUCCAAUUCUUGGGCGUUUGCGUGGACACGGAGAGGUGCAUCAUCACUGAGCUCAUGGGAGGUGGGUCGCUGGACGAGCUGGUGCUUUCGCAGUUCCACAUUUUGGAAGCCAAUCCCUACCUGCGCACGCGCAUCAUCCUCAACAUCGCUCGAGGCCUUUCCAAAAUCGGGCUCAACGAGAAGAUGACCGCGGCUGUGGGCUACCUGCCCUUCCAGGCCCCCGAGGUGUUUAUGGGGAACGACUACACCGAAAAGGCCGACGUGUAUUCCUUCGGCAUGAACGUGUGGUUCCUCUUCUCUGGCAACCAGCCCGAGCACGAGGUGGGAUCGCCGCUCAAGAUGGCCAACCUGGUGGCCUACAAGCAACAUCGACCGACCAUGCCCGAGCGGAUCCCGCCCUUCUGGCGUACGCUGAUUGCACAGUGCUGGGCGCACACGCCCGAGUCGCGCCCCACCUUUGCACAGAUCAUCGCUUCCAUCCAGGACUUCAAGCAGCGUUUUGGUCCUGCCGAUGCGGAGAAGGGGUAUCUCAUGGACAGGCUGCCGCGCGGCAGGCCCGACUCCUCCGCUGUAAGCGGGCAAGUUGGCGACGGAGCCUACAUUGAAGUCUCGGACGACGAGGAGACCAGUAGUGGCGAUAGUGGAAGUAGCGGCAGCCGGACGUACCAUUCAUUUGGCAGUGGGACCGACGGCCCAUUGUCAUCACCGCCGCCGUCGUCGUCGGCCGCGGUCUACGUCGAAGUGCCGCCUCGACCAGUCGCGGAGUCGCCAACAGCUUCUUCGGCCCAGGCCCCAGCGGCAGAGCAGGCAAAGCCGGGGCGCGAGGAGAAGAAGACGAAGAAGCUCCGCGUGCGGAAGAAGAAGAUCACGGCCAGGAACGAGAGGCUCAUCAAACCGCGCAAGGGGAUGACCCAGAAGAUGAUUGUAAUCGGCAACAGCUGCACCAGUACUGACAACAAGUCAGUUCCGUACGAGUGGACCGUCUACGCUCGAGGCAUUGACAACGAAGACAUCACCCCCUUUGUCAAGCAGCUGAGGCGGCGGGGCUGGGGCGUCUUCGACAUGGGAGUGCUCGUCACCUUCCACGACGGCCAGGUCCUCAAAUUCCGCCACUCGCUCAGCUUCAGCACCGACCACCCCGCCGAGCGCAUCUACGACAUUUGCUUCCCCACCACCGCCACCUUGUCCGACCAAGGGCCACAGUAA
Messenger RNA from Acanthamoeba castellanii str. Neff, 1884 nucleotides. Its product is annotated as protein kinase domain containing protein. Bases 1 to 1884 code for a protein of 627 amino acids. Gene Ontology annotation, molecular function: ATP binding; protein kinase activity; protein binding. The transcript has 10 exons. The record is from RefSeq and is a predicted model, not a curated record. Lineage: Eukaryota; Discosea; Longamoebia; Acanthamoebidae. Gene Ontology annotation, biological process: protein phosphorylation.